AUUUCAAUUUGGUCUGUUACAGAUAUCGAUGAAUGCAAUGAAAAUGUUAAAAACAACUGCAGCCAUUUGUGUAUCAAUAGUCCAGGAAGUUACUAUUGUAAGUGUCCAAAUGGAUUCCAAAUGUCACAAGACAACAAGACUUGUAAAUGUCCAAAAGGUUUCCAGGAGUCGAAUAACAGGACAAUGUGUUUGGGUAAGUAGUAUCUGAUUUUCCAUGUAGUUUCCUGUUUUACCAGAAUUAAGAAUAAUUUCAAAACAUUUGAAAAAAUUUGGCAUACAUCUGUGUGCUAAGUGGUAACUUUGAAUUCUAUAGUUUCAUUGUGUAAGCAAAUAACCAUUUCGCAUGUUUUUUACCUGUUCAUAGUUUAUUAAUUAUUAUUGUUGUUGUUGUUAUUGUUAUUAUUAUUAUUAUUAUUAUUUUAAUUAUAAACUGUCAAUUAAGUGAAAAGAUUUUGAUUUCUGCCGUGUAGUCAAGCCAUAUGGUGAAAAAAUUGUGCACUUAGGGGUAAAAGCACCAAAUUUAGCAUGAUAAUAGUACUUGGGCUGCUGAACAAUAGUAGCUAUGGACCCCAGUCAGGGGAAAAAUUUUGUACUUAGGGGGGUGGGGUGGUUGCAUUUUUCAAAUAAACUGAUGUUACUGAAAAGACAGCGGUAAAUACAAGCCAAUCUUUCCAUAUCAAUAAGGCGUGAUGUCCCAAGAAAGUUAAACUGGGUCUAAAUAAUCUAAUUUUUAAGUGGCGUUGGGGGAGGGGGGGAGGUUUGAACCCAGCUUAGGGGGAGGGGUGGGAGUAUCUCUAUACCCAUGUUUGUAUAAGUUUCUCCUGUGAGGGAAAAUACAAUGACUUUCCUGAAGUUUGGCAUAACUUCAAAUCAUUUAGCGAAUAGCUUCUCCUCUGACCUCAUCCCUCAUCUCCAUGGUAGUGGUGGUGGUGGUGGUGGUGGUGGUGGUGGUGGGGGGUUGGGGCUGAUUUUAGUUACACCUUUGAUGCUCACAGUGAGGUGGAGCAUAGAGGUUUCCACGCAUCUGACUCUUAUGAUUCCCUUGAUGCUCCCCAUUCAAAGCACUGUCCUCAACAAUGUCCAUCUUUGUAAUCAACUCUCUUGGUGUACUGAAAUACAUGUAAUGCAUGGUCAAUAGACAGGAGGUCUCAAGGGUUCUUCUCUUCUGCGCAAAUAUACAAAACGUUUCUGGCAUCAGUGACUCUUUGACUUCGGUUGUGUGGUCAGAUAUUAGGACAACAAAUCUCUCAAGCACGGGCAUAGUUUCUUGAAUAUCCUUCAUAGUUUGCUAAGGGAUGUAAAAAGUUCAGUGCUCUCCAUAAAACAUUCUUGUGGCCCAGGUAGUUCUCUCUUCCUAAGAAAGCUGAUGUUUGAUUGCGUGAUAGAAGUUCAGCACCUCGACAUAGAAUUUUCAUCUCUCGAGAGCCUUGACGAUAUUACUGUGCCAUGUACAGAACUAGUUGCGGUAGUACUACUAGGGUUAUGUUCGAGGUUAUCGUGAUGGACACCAUGCAAAUGAGACUGCUUUUCUCCCUUUUUUGAGUCUUUUCAGGACCAAAACAAAAAGGCCAUGACCCCUUCCCCCUAGGGCACAAUGUGCCUCCCCCUGAAGAUAUUUGAGUGGGGUCCAUAGCUAAAAAUAGUCAAUAGAACUUGUACUAUCACUGUGCCAAGUUUGAUGCUUUUACCCCAAAGUGCAUAAUUCAGCUAUUUUUUUUACACCAUAUGGCUGGACUAAUGGUUUUUUUUUUCGGAGUCGUCGAAAAUUUCAAGACAUGGAAUAAUCUUGGUAUACUGCUGUGAAGUAACAUCUGAAAUAUUGACUGUCAAUAUGACAAUUUGGUCUUUUACAGAUAUCGAUGAAUGCAAUAAGAAUGUUAAAAACAACUGCAGCCAUAUGUGUAUCAACAUUCCAGGAAGUUACUAUUGUAAGUGUCCAAAUGGAUUCCAAAUGUCACAAGGCAACAAGACUUGUAAAUGUCCAAAAGGUUUCCAGGAGUCCAAUAACAGUACAAUUUGCUUGGGUGAGUAACAACACAAACGCAGUGGCAGGUAAAAAGGAAGAAAAGAGCCAACGAUUUUUAAGCGGCCUUUUAGUUGAAUUGAUUCCACCGUCUUCGUCGUCCUUAUCGUAGUAUUAGGGAACUUAAGAACCACGACGAAACUUACGACGACGCCGUUUAGUUGAACUGAUUCCACCGUCUUCGUCGUCCUUAUUUUAAUAUUAGGGAACUUAAGAACCACGACGGAGUUCACGACGACGACGUCUGUUGACUGGGAAAAGACUGGAACGAGAACGUCAGUUUCGGCGGGAAAAAGGAAACUUAAGAUGCAGUCGGUCGGUAGGUCGACGACGACGACACUGAGUGUAAACACAAAUGUAAACUGUGAUGUUCGUUCGCAACAAAGUUUUUCGCAAUGGCGUCUUUUAAAACAACGCAAGAUCUUAUUUUUUAAGCCGUGCGCCUAAUUUCAUGGACGAUGGAGAAUUUUUUUAGUUGGCUGACCUUUACGAGUGGAAAAACACCUGCUUUCCGUACAAAAAUUAUUCAACUUUCGACCUGCAUGACAUGACCGAGUCCGAGUGCCUGUCAGAGUUUAGAUUUGGAAAAAGCGACAUUCUGAUGUGAUAGCUGUUUUCCACAUAAAGUUUAUUUCCUCUAUAUAGAGGAAGUAAUAUUAAUUAAAUAUAUAUAUAUAUUAAAGAUACAUGAUUUGUCUUACCUAAAUACGUGCAAAUAAAUUUAUCACUUACGACUUCGCUCGCUCGGCCUCCACAGCUGUUGUCAUUCUUCGAAGCGGUAAAAACAAUUCAUUAGUCGAAUUUUCAAUCAACAUCGCUUGUUAGGAGAAAAAAGGAACGACACUUGGAUUCACCAGGAUAAGAAAAUGCAAAGGACUUCAAAAAUCGCUUAAAACAGUGGACUUAUACCUGCCAAGGCUUGUGGAUUGCAGGACGACGUGAUUCUACUUUGUUUGGCGUCGUCGACGAGACCACGACAACGAAAUUUACUGGUCGCCCUUGCGCAGUAUUCCGUAACUCACUUCCGGUCGUCGUCGACAAAGUCGUCGUCGUGGUUCUUAAGUUCCCUAUUAGGGAACUUAAGAACCACGACGAAACUUACGACGACGCCGUUUAGUUGAACUGAUUCCACCGUCUUCGUCGUCCUUAUCGUAACAUUAGGGAACUUAAGAACCACGACGAAACUUACGACGACGCCGUCUGUUGACUGGGAAAGGACUGGAACGAGAACGUCAGUUUCGGCGGUAGAAAGGAAACUUAAGAUGCAGACAGGUCGGUAGGUCUCGACGGCGCUGAAUGUAGACAUAAGUGUAAUACUGUUCGUUCGUGUUUAUUUUUAAUAUGUUCACUGAAAUUUUGGUUCACAAAGUCCAACAGCUUUGGGGCAGACAAAAAAAAACACAUUCGCCUUCAGGCUUUGAGGAAUUUGUUCAGUUUCACGAGGUGUUCGCGGAUCAGUUGUUCGAAUCAAGUAAGAGACAUGUCACUCGUUUGCACUCGUUCGCUGUGCUUUUUUCCACCACGGAAACACCUAUUUCCACUUAAGUGCAUUGUGAUAGCUGUUUUUCAUGUAAAUUUUCUUUCCUCUUUAUUAAAGAUAAAUGCCAAAAAGUUUGCCCUUCCUUAAUACAAAUGAAUUUAUCACUUACGCGUUCGCUCGCUCGGCCUCCACAGCUGUUGUCAUUCUUUGAAAUAAAAAAAAUUCAUUAGUCGAAUUUUCAAUCAACAUCGCUUGUUAGUGUAGUAGAAAAGUAGUUGAUAUCUAAGCUCUCAUCUACUAAGUAACAUUGAUUUCAACAAAGAUAUAACUGCAGCGUGUUUGUCGCUAAAGAAAAAUUUUAGUGAAGCUGAAAAAUAGCAUCUCACCAUAUUCCGAAAAAAAUAACUUCACGUCGGGUGGGCGGGUAAAAAUGGUGAAGCAGCCGUUGUUUAGAUAUUGGUGAAACGAUGGACGCACUAGAAAAUGUAUGUCACGUCACAUGAUUUCAUAUAUUUACGUAUUUUUACAGCAGCCACAUGGUCUUGAAGUUAAAGCCGUCGUAGGUUAAUGAUUGUCCCCCCCCAGAUAGAUGGGGAUAACCUCCAUUUAAUAUAGUAACUACAAUAUAUGGUUACGAAUUUCUAGCCCGCGUCGGAGACACUCUAAACCGCUUGAUGUUAAGACGACGCGUAAGCCUACUGCAACGCUAACUAAGAAUUCCUUAUGCACGUGUUAUGACGAGAGAAAAAUGAAAUUUUAGUUAUAAUUUCAGAUUGUGGAAUGUUACUUCAUACGGAGAACUCAACGUCGGCCGACUUCCGUUACGUCAACCAAAGCCAGCUUCCUGAACGCUUCCCAUGGGGUACAUCAGUAAAGACGUUUUUCCAGAUCGACCUCAGUGAAACCUAUAGGUUCAAAAUUACGGCUAUAGCUACUCAGGGAGGAGCGAACUUGAACAACUGGGUGAAGCGAUAUGGACUUCGCUUUUCCGUUGGUGCAAAGCCAGUUCAUUAUAGAGAAUAUGGGAUACAAAAGGUUAGAUAUAAUGAUAUCAUAUAUGUAGACUUUCAAAACAUAAAUGCGCAUGAGAAGCCCCUGCUGAAAUUAUUUGCCUGUGAGAUGAAGACUUUUUAUCCUUAACUUACUAUAGGAGGUUUGGCCAGCGAUACAGGGCAGGACAAUACAAGGCAAUGUUCAUUUGAUAUCUUUUACCAAACUAAUAGAAACAUCAAAUUCAUGCAAAUUUAGGCCAUUUUCAUUUUGACUACAACUACCAGAAUUCAUUUCGUUUUUGCUUUCUUAUUUAAAUUUGUCAAUCCCGCCGAGAAUUAAAGAACAAUAGUGUUAAUUUGCCGAAGAAAACAAAAAAUGAAGGAUUCUGGUAGUUGCAGUAAAAUGACGUCAUCGUGCAAUUGUCCUGUUAGAUAUCAAUUUACAGGGGGUGAUAUAUAUCUCCUAACCCCACCCCAGGAAAAAAGAAAGGGAAAAGAAACACAUUGCACCCAAUAGGCCAGAAUACAUAUUGUUUUGCGUGUAACAUUUUAUUCUUUAAACCUUUAAUUGUUACUGAAAUGAAACAAGGCAGAUUAGGACCUGCGUAAGUGAAGUACACUUGUUAAGAGCAAAAAAGAGAAAAUCAGUAGCUGUACAAUCAAUUUAACGUUAUUAUAUAACUUUAGAUUCUUUCCACAGAAAAGAAUUGUUUUGUUGUUGUUGUGGUUGUGGUUGUUUCUGAGAGGGUUGUUUGUUUCGACCGUGUAGUAACCUGUUCUCUUUAGGUAACUUUUCUCGUUGUUCUUUUUUUCUUUCCUUUUUUUUUAGAUCAUAAAGGGGAAAGAAGACGCUCGCUCUGUAGUAAGGUACCAGUUUAAAGAACCGUUUGUUACCAAAACUUUACAAAUUUUCCCGGAUGUUGACAUCUCGCAGCCGGUUGACUUGAGAACAGAAGUAUAUGGAUGUCGUCCUACUCUUGGUAAUGGCAUUAUCUCAUUGUACUGAUAGAGGAAUGAUUUGAUAAACAAUUAGUGGAUGAGGUUCGUCUGAUAUCCGUAAUAAUCAAGGAAUUAAGGAGGAGGUGGUGCUUGUGGCCGAGGCUGAUAUAACUUAAGUGGAUCUUGAUUAUUCCGGAUAUUACAAAAACCGAAUCUAAAUUGUUUUGUUAUACAUUGUUUCGAAAAGUUCACAACAACUGACUCUUCCCACGAAACAAAGUUUGACAUUGUGCGCGCGUCCCACGGAUUAGCCGGUAUUUUGCUAGCAGCUGAAAACUGACUAAUCUGUAGGUUCCUCUGAUUUCCAAACUUUAUUGUAGUCGUAGUGAGAGCCAUGCUAAAGUAAAUGAUGCAAGUUAAAUUGAUGCCAGAAUAUAUACUACUUUAUGGAAGGGGCAUGUAUUUAGUCUCGAUCAUAGUAUAGAUGUUGCCCAUGACCACUCACUGUCCCGGCAUUUUCAACAUAGAAUAUUUGGAUUUGUGUCACUAUCACAGCAAAUCAGUAACUUCCCAGCUACAACAAAAGUAUAACUAUACCAGACAAGGAAAGAAAAUAUGAGCGAGGAUCUCGUGACCUUUGUAUUCAGAUUAUAAUUUUAGUGUCGUGUUUUCGUUCUGUUCAAAGUAAAUUAUAUUUGGGAAUUUAUUAAUCAAUAGACCAUUAUUUUACAGUUGUAGACGUAGUACCCUAGCCUUUGAGUGAAUGUGUGAGGCUGAGGAUGACCUUGUUUUGAUACAAACCUUUGUUUUGUUAUGGAAUUUGCUCUUGAAAAAUACUAGUUUAAGCAUAAGAAAAACGUGAUUUGCAUAAUAAAGCAGAAGGUUUGUGCAAAACAUGGUCAACUCCAGCCUUGCUUCCAUCCAUAAGUGUAUAAUGGCCUGUUGUAACACUACGUACGUUAUGUGUGUAUAACCUGUUCAAUAGUUUUAAAAGUAAACUACUGUGUAAAUUAGGCCUUUCAUUGAAUCUUAUGCGAGGAAUUUGUAAGUCACGUAAACCUAUAGUUUAAAGUAGCCCUCCAUUCAACUUUAUAGCUUUGAUGUUUCCUUCAUUUGAAAAGUAACUUACCACUGUUCUGUUUUUCUUAAGAUUGUAUCCUGGUUGGUUCAAUGUUUUGGGGACUGUGGUCGCAAAGAGAUCGCUCAAAUAACUACUACAAGGCUUUCAUCUAUGGAAUAAAUGACACUCAAAUUGAGUUCAUCUUGGAAUACAAUAACGGAUUCAAACAAGUGUACAAAAGGACUGAUCCAGUGCUUAUAAUAGAUAAGAAGCCAGAGAAGAGGGAAAUAUCAGUCAAUGCAUCAGUUAUAGCUGUUCACGAUCCUAAAAUGAAAGAGUGGUACCGAACCGGUACCGUGAUAAAUACAGCUGCUUCAGAAAUGGGUGAAUUCCUCGCGUCAGUUAGGUUUGAUAAUGGUGAUUUAAGACUGGUUCCUAUACGACAGCUUCGCUUAGUUAAACGACCACGAUUUUGUCAAGUAAAGCAUGUAAUACAAGGUUUGUAA
Molecule: messenger RNA, 7000 nt
Organism: Porites lobata
Lineage: Eukaryota; Metazoa; Cnidaria; Anthozoa; Scleractinia; Poritidae
Source: the annotation of a GenBank genome assembly